Messenger RNA from Belonocnema kinseyi, 2258 nucleotides. Its product is annotated as putative mediator of RNA polymerase II transcription subunit 26. The transcript has a single exon. Bases 1 to 1836 code for a protein of 611 amino acids. NCBI's taxonomy places the organism in Eukaryota, Metazoa, Arthropoda, Insecta, Hymenoptera, Cynipidae. The record is from RefSeq and is a predicted model, not a curated record.
AUGAAGACGUCAACGGUGAUUGUUUUAUUCACGAGUGUUCAUCUGAUAACUGCUCAGUUAAACUUUGAAGGAAAUCCUUUAACUGAACACACGGAUUACUUGGCAGAAGAGUCCCAUCUUUCGACAAGAACAGCACGACAACAAAAUCUAGAGAAAAGCGUCAACGGCUCCUCAAGUACGAAUGUUUCUUCAAAGGAAAAUCAUCAACCAGGAUCGCCUCAAAAGUUAUACCCAGUUUAUAGUCAAGAUCUUGGACGUCAAGUUCUUGUAAUCCAGUCUGGAAGCAAAGGUCUUGAGAAUUCAGAAUUGGUUCACAAUACGAAAUUAAAUCAGAAUUCAGGAUCGAUUCAGAAUUCAGAACCAGUUCAGAAUACAUCAUCGAUUCAAAUUAUAGAACCAGAAUCAGAGAAGAGACCACGUCAGUUGCAAGACAAUUUCAUCAACACAAAUGCAAUUCAACAGGAGCAAAUCUACGAACAGCAACGAAUCAACCCUGCUGAUUUGGCUCUUCAAAUGUUUCUCAACUCGAAAUCUCCCAAAGAGUCUGAAGUUGCUUUGAGUUAUUAUCUCCAGGGUGGACAUGGCUUGGCAGAGCAAUUGGAGCUUGAAAAGCAGCAAAAAUUGAGACAAGAGGAGCAAGUGAGACAACAACAGAUUCAGCUGGAGCAGAUGAGGCAAAAGCAGAUUCAAGAGGAGCAUAUGAGGCAAAAACAGAUUCAAGAGGAACAGAUGAGGCAACAGCAAAUUCAACAAGAGCAGAUGAGGCUACAGCAAAUUCAACAGGAGCAGAUGAGGCAACAGCAAAUUCAACAGGAGCAGAUGCGACAGCAGCAAAUUCAAGGGCAACAGAUGAGGCAAAAACAAAUUGUACAGAUACAACAAGAAUAUCCUCAACGGCAACCAAUUCAGCAACAAAGAACCCAGCCAUUGCAGCACUUGGAGCAACAAAAUCCUAUCCAGAAUCAAUUGAUCAGACAACAGAAUCUUCAACCCCAGAUCCAAGAGAAUCAACAGGUUCAAAUUCAGAAUCAACCACAGGCUGACCAACAGGUUCAACUACAAAAUCAACAGAUUCAACCACAACAACCAGUGGAUCCGCUUGUCCAACCUCUUGCUCCUCAAGGUCUUGGAGCUUAUCCUUAUCCCCGAAUUCCAUUUCUCCAACCCAGAACUGAUUUCUACCCAGGAGCUCCGAUGUACAGGCGACCAAUGAGAAGGCAUAGCUAUCGUCAGCCAGUUCCUCUUCAAUCCAGGAUUGGUCCCCCGAUCUACAAAGGAGUUCCACCACCUCCAGUUUAUCCGGGGAAAAUAAUAAAGUCUCCAAUGGAAGUAAUUUAUUCAAGAUCACCGGCGUAUGCCCGAGGUGCUCCAGUUUUUAGCGGUCCUCCAGGUCAAUACGAAGAUGCUAGCCCCUGGUUUGCAGAAUCCGAUCAUCAACCUCCAGCCAAAGAUGUUUAUUAUUCCCAGCUCUAUGCUCAAUCGUAUGAUCCCCAUUAUUAUAAUUACAUUGCCAAGACUGGAAAGAUUAAGCCUCACUUGUAUGGGAAAUUAAAUCCAGAGGCGAAUCAAGAUGAGGGAAUUUUAGCUGAACUCUUUCGAGGAUUUAAGAAUCAUGGAAUAAAGAACAUCAUGAAUCCGACUUUUCUUCUGGGCAUGACCAUUCCGGCCUUGACCUUUAUGCUCACAGCUCUCGUACAGAAGAGGGCUCUCUCGCGCUCCGAUUCCAGGUCAUUGGACCAGGAAGAAAUUCGGGAAUAUCUUGAGAGGCUUCAGAGGGCUUUGGAGUGCCAUCGGAAAUCGAAAGGAGUGCCGACAGAUGAAUGGUGCCGGCAGUGAAAGUUGUGCGAGUGAGUGCGUGCGUGGAAAAAAAAACAAUGUGUAAAGAUUUAUUUUAGGAGACAAUUUUUUUUAUUUGAUGUUUAGGUUUUAGUGAAGUGAAGGUGCACGAAAAUUGGAUAAAGAGAUUUUAUUUAAAAUCGAGUUCUCUAAAUAAACAAUUUUCGAGGUUAUAAUCAUUCUUAAAAUUAGAUGUGUACACCUCCCACAAAACUCUUUCAAAUCCGUUGGAAUCUUUUCAAUCCAUUGCAAUUUUUUAAACCUUGGAAAUUUUGUGAUAUCGUGAAAUUCUAGGAAAUUCACUGAAAACUGAUUGAAUUUGGUAAAAUCUUAUAAAAUAUUUGGAAUUCUACGGAAAACCUUUACAUUUUUUGAAACUUUUUUAAAUCCUAGAAAACUGGUUUAAUUUCUUGAAAGCUUUU